AUGCAAAGCGAUAUAAUUGUAAGCACAGAUUUACCUGAGUACAAUAAAAGUAGGAUGAACGGCAUGAUGAAUAUAAGUGCCACGUAUAGUGGUAGUGGCAGCCCUGGCUGUAGGGAGCAAACGAAUGAAGGAAACACAGGUGGCAUAUAUGAAAAGGGGAAUGUAAUUAGUUAUGAUCAUGCAAGUAGUGCCACUUUCAAAGGUGAAAUUGAAAGUAGCAGCGAUUGCAAUAUAUCUCCUGCCGAGUUAAAUAUUCCAAAAUUCCCCCCAUCUAUUAGUGAACAAAACGUGAGUAGUAACCCCACCGACACAACACAGGUAGCGUCCAUAUAUGUAGUGAGUAAAAGUGAUGACCCGGCUGAGAGUGGUAAAUGCGCAGAGAGUAGCAAAUGCGCUAAUGGUAAUAGUGAAAUCUUUGUGCAAAAGGAGGACGAUGUUAAGGGAGAAAACGACGUCCGAGUGAGUGACGAAACGUUUGUGCACAAUGUCGACGAUGUGGGAAGCCUCCAAAAAAUCAGUACAUUUGAUAGUUUGGAGGCGAUUGGUGCCAGCGAGAUGAAGUCAACCGAGGCAGGAGACAGCCGCGCCGAUGUCAAUGGAGCUGGCGCGGAUUCUCCCAGUGAUGUGAAGGAACGUGGACUCGCCAAAAAGGAAUCCGGGGGUGAGGAGGCGACGGACCCAGGAGCAGAGCGCCCCAGUGCAAGCCCCUCCAGUGCAAGCCCCUCCAGUGCAAGCCCCUCCAGUAAUAACGACGCAUCAGUGCGUUACAGCCAAAGUGGCGCGGGCGACCAGAAUGACUCCAACAGCGUUAAGGCUACCAGCGACGCUUGUGAGGAUGUUUCAAAGUUGAAUUCGAUCACUGAAAGUAAUGUGAAAAUGAAUAACGUUUCUGCGUGUGCAAACUUGAUAGAGGGCAGCGAAGGGCACCCAAAUGAAACGACCGAUUGCAAGGAGGGCACCCCCAAGGAUGCUGGUCGCAAUAAUUGCAGCGAUAAAGCGGUAGGCUGCAAAGGUGUCCCGAGUAAAGAAGGCGACCAGUUCGAAAGUGGAAUCGCGGAGGAGGGCAGUAACAGGCAAGACAGCAACAGUCACGAUAGCAACAGUCACGAUAGCAACAGUCACGAUAGCAACAGUCACGAUAGCAACAGUCACGAUAGCAACAGUCACGAUAGCAACAGUCACGAUAGCAACAGCCACGGCGGAAAUAGCCACAGCGGAAAUAGCCACAGCGCGAGUGCAGGCGGGGGCGGCAGUGCCAGCGGUAGUGGAAAGAACGAUAACAGUAACAGCGGGGAAAACGCCAACAGCGGCAGCAAUGGUGGAAGUAGCAAUGGCGGAAGUAGCAAUAACGGGGGUAGCGGUAACAAUGGCGGAAGUAGCAAUAACGGGGGCAGCGGAAAUGCGCGAGGCAACAACAGCGGAGAGGAUGGGGAAAAUAACGGGGAUAAGCACAGGAAGAACGGGCACCAUGACGCGGGAAGCGGUGAAGGUAGCGGUGCUUUGGAGAACCCCAACGAGGGGAAGAGCGGGGAGGACUCGAGGAAAAAUGGAAACAGUGAUGAACGCAACAAUGAUCAAAAGAAGAACGAACAUAGUAGUAGCAAAAAUGCAGAUGCCGCUAACCGAAGUAACAACAAUAGUGAAAAUGGGAAGAAAAAAAAAAACAGUAACAACGUUGAAGGGAAAAAUGGAAGCGGCAAAGGCCAUUCAAUGUCCUCCUCCAAGUCGAACAGUAACAAUGCCUCUGCACCAGUUAGUUCACUAAACGCAGAUGCACCCGAGUUUGUGCCAUCCACCAAAGGAAUGCAAGGAAACCUAUCCUUCAACAAUUUAAUGUGGAACCAUUACUAUCCAGAUAUGUCAAACGGAGCCUUUGGAGGAGGAGUGCCAGGGAAUGGGCUAAUUAAUAACUUGGCUGCACAGGGAAGCAAUAGUAUGAUGAGUCCUAACCCUAUGUUAAGCCCUCUUGGUGGAAUGGGCCAUGGUCCAGGUGAUCUGCUAAACUUAGCGAAUUCUGGUCAUAUGUCAGCAUCGAAUGGUGGCAUCAGUUUAAACAUGCCUAAUAAUGCAAAUGUAAUGAUACCCCAAGUGAGUAAUUUGAGUAACAUGGAUACCCGAAAUAACGAUAAGGGGAAUCAUCCCAGUGGUGGUGUGAGUGGCACCACUGGUGGGAAUAUGAACAAUAAUGCAGGUAAUAAAUCUGUGAGUAGUUCCAAGUUGGGGAAUAGCAAUAAUAAUGCCAACUCGAGUGGCCAUGAAAAUAACGUAACGACAACUCCGUCUAACAUGAUGCAUGGCUCAGCAGGGACUACUGUAGUAGGAAAAGGAGGUGCAAAUAACAGUGGGACGGAAUCAAACUUUUUAAAUCAAGGUGGGAUGCUACCUGGAAUGAAGAACUUGAGAUCAAAUAAUAAUUUUAUGAACGGUUCGGAAAAUUCCGGUCCUUCCCCAUUUCACACGAUAGAUCCACAUAAUGCUGGACAUCAUCAAGGUUUUCAACCCAAUGGAUCCAUGAUGCAUUCCCAUAAUUUUUACGUGAACCAUCCGUAUUUAAUGAAUAACCAUCCGCAUGCACACCCACACCACCCUCAUCACCCGCACCCGAAUGCUUUACCUGGACCCCCUCAGUCAUUAUUUACUCCAAUGUCUUAUGCAAGUUCGAUGGGAACGGGGAAUGUACAUCAUGAUUUUCCCUUCCCACAACCACCCCCUUCUGUGUAUGGUUCCUUUGGAAACAAUAGUAACCUGAUUGGAAGUAACACGACUGCAUUAUCAUCUUCGAAGAAUGGAACUAUGAACAUGAAUCCAUACAGUUUUAUGUCCUGUGGAUUACCUGCGCAUCCUCCCCCUCCCCAGUUACAGCAUAAUGGCCCCCUAAAUUUGACUGCCCCUUUGGAAGCACACUUCAUUUCGGGCAACUCGGGCAACGCAGCUCCUCCUUUAAAAAUCUCGUAUAAUCAUGUAGCCCAGCCGAACAGACGAAAUAUGUUCAACCAUUUCAAUAUGCCCAACGUCCACGCUGGAGGUAGUAACCUCACUGAUAGCAACUUCGAUCAUAGCGUCAGUAAUAAUAAUAGUAAUAUGAAUAAUGUGAUUGGAGGUGCUGCGGCUGCCGGGGGCAUCACAUACGGUUAUGGAAAUUUCAACGCAACGCAUAAUGUUAGUGGUAGCAGCAAUGGGAAUUUACUCCCGAAUGGCGAUAAUGUUGGGAGCAACAAUAAUAGCGGUAGUGGUGGUGCUCCAAGCGGAGGUGCAAACAGUAGCGCCAAUAAUGGCGCUAACAAUAGUGGCAACAGCAGUAGUGCAAGCGGUAUGCACCUAACCCCAGGAUUAGGAAACAACAUAGGUAUGAACACAAAUGGGAGUGUCAUGUGUUUAAAUGGCCCGUUGCAUAUGACCAAUGUAAAUGCGAAUAAUGUAACUCCGAUGUCCCAUCACCAUAUGAACCAAAUUAACAACGUCAUGGCGGGAGGAGGAGGUGCCGCUGGAGGAGCUGUCAUGGGUCCAAUGACCGCAGGAGGAAUGCACAUGGGGACUAUGCAAAUGAAUCACAACAUGAUGGUGAAUGCCAUGGAGGGAGGAGUGAGCGCCCCGAUUGGAGGAGCAGUAGUUACGAAGCAGCAGAAGAGAAAUAAUACAUACGGAGAAAGGAACAUGAACUGUGGAAGUGGAAAUAAUAAUAACAGCGGUAAGUCGGGUGCCCAUCGAGAUAGCAAAGAAGGAGUGAAAGGCAACAACAGUAAUAGUAGCAACAUGAUGGCUAACAAUGCUGCUGCUGCUGCUGGAAGCGGAGGAGGAGUGUCUUCCUCUUUGACUUCAUAUGGCAAGCAGGACAGUAAGAAAGGCAACAAACACAGUGGAGCUGGAGCUGGAGGGAACAACAUGAAUGUGAAUUUUCAUGGCCAUUCCGGGAACAACGCGAGUCAUCAUGCCAUGGUCAGUGGAUCGAAAAAUAUGUACGUGAGUGGAAAGGGAGCUAAACAGGAAGCGCUCUAUGGAAGGGACGAAAACGGAAACGCGAGUACAGCAACCCCUGGAGCGACUUCAUCCCCAGCGAGCAACAGCUAUUUUGGAAAAGGAUCCACAGGGAACAAUAAUAACAACGCCAUUUUGUCAACAGGUUCAGGUAGCAAUAACGUGAAUAGUAACAAUAAUAUGAGUGGUGGUUUGCAUCAGAAGGAGUCCGAUUUAAGUGGCGGCGCGAAUGAAAAUUUAGACGACGCGAAUGCAAAAAAAAUUGCACAGUACGACGGUAGCACCAACGAAGGGGGAAAGAGUUCCUUUAAGGGAAAAACGGGAGCAUACAAUAACCUUAAUAACACCAGUAAUGCUAGGAACAAAGGAAGCAACAACAGUAGCAAUUCGAAUAAUAUGAUGGCUUCCUCCACCCAUGGCGUUGUGUCCAGCGGCAACAAUGAAACCAUCGCAGCAGGAGAAAAGAGAUUCUAUAAUAAGCAUGAAAAAAAUAAGGAAGAUUACAAAGGGGGCAAAAAUUACGGAAGUAACAAAAUGAGUGAAGAAAAAGGAAGUUACAAUCACAUCGGAGGAGGAUCUGCAGCAGGAGCAGUUGGAUCGAAGAAGGAUGCAUCUAAGGAUAACCAUAAUAAGGGGGGCACAAAAAAUGGUGAUAUGCAUGUGAAGAAGGCAUAUAACGAUAUGCUUGGACAUUCGAGUAGCGGCAAUAUGGCUAGUCAACAACAACCCCUCGGUAAUAACAAGCAGCAGGGAAGUUACGCUAGUGGAAAAUACCAGAGUAAUGUCGACAAGCGAGUGGGACACAUGAGGAAUGCUGAAGGAGGCAAGGGUGGAAAUGAAAAGAAAUUAAAAAAUGAAGAUGAUAGGAGGAUUAAGGAGAAGGAUAGCAAUAACAUGCUAGCAGGAUCUGGAGGUGGAGCGACAAAGGGUGCGGUGGCCAAAGCAGGAUCCACACCCACGGGAGGAAGCGGAAGUAAUCAUUUUACCGUCUCGAGUAUGAAUGAUCAGGGAGUAGGAACAAAUAACGAUAGCGUGAAUGGUAAGAAUAUGCCAGGUGUUGGAGGCACCGAGGGGGUGAAUGGCCCCUACCCCAAUAAUAACUAUAACGCUAGUGCGAUGAACAACAAAAAUGCAAGCUAUGGGAAUGCGAAGAAUGCAAAAAAUUAUGAUAAGAAGAACACGGAGUUUUCUUCUUGGGUAAAGAUUGCCAAAAUGAAUCCCAAUAAAAAGAAAGGAGAUAAAAGUAGCUUGAACGGACAACAGGAGAGUGGAAGUAAUCACGCUACUGGGGGAGGAGGUGUUGUUGGAGCAAGUUCCGUGGCGAAUGCUAAUUUGAAACACCAUGAUGGUGGUAUCGCAGAGAAGGGAAGCAGUGGUCACCAUGGCAUGGGAGGUGCACCUGGGGUGGCAGACCCAAGUAACAACGCUUUUAACAAUGCGAAGGGUAGAGGUCACAAUAAUGAAAGCGUAGCAGCAGGAGGGUACUCCAAAGGGGGCAGUUCUGCCAUCAACGGAGUGUUGCAUAUGGGGCACGAAAAUGGACCCUUGAGUAAUGUCCAAAGUAGCAGGGAUGGAAAAAAGAGAAAGGAUGAGGAAGAACAAAGAUCAGAGAGACAUAAAGGAAUGACAAAUAAAGUUAUGACGGGAAUGAACAACAACAAUAAUAGUGGUGCUCAUUAUAACAAAUCUGGUAGAAAGGGAAGCGAAGACAAAUGCGAUAACAUGAUGAAUAAUAACGCCAAGAAUAAGAAAUUGGGCUCGUACGGAAGCGGAAGAAAUAAUAGCUACCAUGAUAAGGAGAGUGUCAAAGAGAGGGGAGGUAAAAUGAAGUACGACAAUGGCAGUAGCGGAGGAGUGAAGAAGAUCGAGGCGGUGAAUGAGCGAAAGGGAGGAGGUGUUGGCGGAGGAAGUGCUGUUGCGGGAAGUGGUGGUGCAGGAGGUGGUGUUGCGGGAAGUGGUGGUGCAGGAGGUGGUGUUGCGGGAAGUGCUGCCGGAGGAAGCGGUGGCGGAAAUGUUACGAACACUUCAGGAAAUAUUUAUUCCUCUCACCGACAGAGAGAAAAAAUGAAAAUCCAAAAUGUCGAAAUUAAACAGAUUAAUGAAAAGGUUAUGAAACGAAGAAGUGAUGAUCGCAAAGAGACCGUGACAGAGAAAAAAGGAGGGGCCCAGGAACACAUAAAAAGGGUUGGAGGAACGGGUAGCAGUAGCAAACAUGCAGAGAGGGAGGAACAAUCAGAUGCAGUAAAGAAACAAGGCAGUGACCAUGCGUACGAGGGAAGGACCAAAGCGCAUUGUAACGGGGAAGUAAAAAAUGCUGAGUACGAAAAAGAGGAGGUGGAUGAUCACGAAGCUGCAGUAGCAGCAGGGGCUGGAAGGGACGACGGUGGCAAGAAGAUCCACUUAGCGAAUGCAUGGGGAAGCGGGUUAAGAAGCGAAUCGAGCAGGAAUAAACACGAGGCCUACCAGAAUGACAGCCUGAACGAGAAUAACGCGCAUGCUGGUGGAAGUAGCAGUGGCCAUGAUAAUAACACCCAAAUGAAAAAGGGAGAAAACGAGCAUAUGAACAAGGAAGGCAGCUUUAAGUACGGAGAAGGGCCAAACGAGUACCACAGCCACGCGGCGAACGAGGAUGCCAAUGUGAGUGCCAAUGCCUGCGCGCAUGACAAUCGCUCCGUGUCGACCUACUCCAACUCGAAGAACUCCGUAUGGGAUGGAAAGAUCUCCUUUGCGGAAAUGGCGAAGAGGAAGCCAAAGAAAGAAACGAAGGAGUCAAGGGGAGGAGAUUCGAAGAACUCAAAAUCGGAAUCGUCUCACAACGAUAGGAAGAAUAUGCACCAUGGAUCGAAUCAUAAAGGAGAUAAAUCGUCAAAGAGGAGAGACCAGCGUGGAAAGAGGUAUGGCUCGAACAGCACUAUUCGCGACAAACCAUCAGGAACGACAGUGCAUCACCCCCGAGGAGGUGAAAACAAUGACAAGAAAAAUCACAACAGUGGUAACAUCAAUCAUGGUAGCAAUAGCAACAGCACGAGCAGGGACAGGGACAGUGCCCGGGGAGGUGCAAGCGAAAUGAGAAAGAGAAACGACUUGAAAGAGCACGUAAAAAAAGGAUAUGAUGGUGGAAGCGCGGCACCCAACAUGAGGGAUUCCAGGCGACGCGGAGGAGCCGGAGCAGAUAUGGCGCUAAAGGGUUACAGUAACAAGAGGGUAGAGAAAGAUAUGAUGGACCAUGUAAUGGUUGAUCAGAAUGGCACUCUGUCAGAGGCAGAAGGAUCGGAUGGCGGCUAUCACAGACGCAGAGGCGGGGAAACCAAGAGCCGAUUGCGGGACGGCAUAAUGGAGGAAGAAAAGGGGGAGGCCGACGAAAUGAGCAAGGAUAAUGCAACUGUGGAGGAGGAAGCAGUAGAAGAAGUCGAAGCAGAUGAAGUAGCCGAAGCAGCCGAAGCAGUUGACGUAGCCGAAGCAGCUGAAGGUGACGGCCAGGUUGAGGCCCGUCCCGAUGGCGCCCCCCAGUCGGAUGGUCUCCGACUAGAAAGGGGAAGCCCCAAAAAAAUGCUUCACGGGGUCGCAGAAAGGAUGCGUAGUCCCGUCGCCCAGGAUGAUAGGGAAGAUGCCGAAAUCGUGGAGGGAAAUAAAAUCAUCGGAAGUAACAAUAACGUAACGGAUGAUAGUGCAAGUAGCAGCAUCGCCAAGUUUUCACCCCCAACAGACGGAGAUGCUUCUAUGCAUCGCUCAGAUGAAUGGAGCGAGAAGGGUGCAAAGAGGAACGGAAGGAAAGAAGGAUCAGGAAAACUACUCCCAGAUGGAUUAUCAAAGUAUGAGAAAAUGAAAUUAGAAAAUGCAGAGGAUGAUUUGGAGGCAGUGGCCUGUGAAGCAGAGCGCCGUGGCAUCCAAAUCGGAGGGGCGAAGAAGGCGCACGUAAUAAGUAGUAGCGCUGGUGAUCAUCUCUCCGACAAGAAGGAAAUGAACACUCAGGGGGUGCAAAAUAACAGGUUUAGUGCCCUCAUGAAUGGUAAGAUGUCGGAGCCAAGUGGAGACUCGAAAUAUGUGCGCGAGGGUAGCAGCAAUCGUGCGGUGAAGAAAAAGGGAGGAUUGAACAGUGUAAGUAAUGAAAGGGGAGUAGAAGGCAGGGCAGAAAAUGCGGGAACGGGAAAAUGCCUGGUGGAGGAGGAAACGAAGUCGGCCAUUACCAUCGACACGGAAGAAUCGGUGAAGGUAGUAGCCAAGUCGUCGAACGAAGAUUUGGUGGCAGCAAAAAAUGAAAAGAACAAAGCUGGAGGAAAGAAAAAGUAUGGCUUCUUUAGCGAUAUUAAGAAGUGGGCCAAGGGAAAACUGACCGAUGGGGGAGGCGCGACAGAUGUCGCCCCGCAGGAGGAGAAGAAGAGCAAGGGGGAUGGAAGUAAGGAUGAGGUAACGAGCAAAGUAGACGUAACGAGCAAAGUUGACGAAACGAGCAAAGUUGACGUAACGAACAAAGAUGGCGCCCCGAGUAAGGACAACCAGAUUGACACCAGCGUGGGAAGCGCAGGCGAUAGGGGCGAGGUGCCGAAAAAGGCGGACGAUGUGGUGCCAAGUGUCGACGUGAGCGGCGUGAGCGGCAGCGCGGAUGCCGUGGCAGCCAGCUUGAACAGCGAAAAGAAGGAGGCCCCGUCCGGUGGCGAGAAAGAGGAAAUGAGUGGAAGCAACGUGGUAGCAGCGAACGUGGCAGCAGCGAACGUGGCACCAGCGAACGUGGAGGCCAAGAGCAAAGCUGAUGGGCUGCUAGACUCGCUGGAAAAAAAAGCAGAUGAAGUUGAAGCCGAAAAAGCGAAUGAAAAGGUGGCAGCGCAGAAUGAGAAAGAUCAUGAAGAAGCAGAGAGGGAAAAGGAGAGACAACGAAUGAAACAAAUGAAGCUGGAGAAAAUGGGGAAGAGUAAAAUAUACUCUAAAAUUGAUUUGCUAGAAAUUUUUGUCGGAAAUAAAUGGAACACUGGAGAGGAGAGAUUUAAUUUUAUGUUGUCGUAUAAUCCUGAUGUGGAUUGUCAUAAAAUGGGAAGCAACAUGAUGGGUUCUUGCAACAUAAAUCAUAUGGAUACAAAUGGAAUGCACACGAAUAAUCACAUGGGUGGUGGUGGCCAUGCACACGAGGGAAAGAAUAGCAUGUACAGUAAGAGGUAUAUGAAUGCUGGAGGCCCAGGAGGAGGAGGACACGGAAGUGGUGGAAGCGGAGGUAUGGGUAAUAACUACAUGGGUGGAAAUAAUAAUCAUGGUAAUAACAGUGGCAAACAGUUUGGAAUGAACUCAGGUGGAGGCAAGAAUAAUGACGAUGUGUGGAGAUAUGCUCAAGGAGGUAAGAACAACAUGAAUAAUAUUGGGCACUUUGGAAACGGUGGAAUUAAUAUGAGCAUGAAUUAUGGUGAUAUGAAUCACAGUAGUGGAGGUAACAACAUGAUGGGGUCUGCUUCUGGAGGUAAAGGAGGUAUGGGAUCCGGAAGCGGAGGUAUGGAUGGACACAAUGCAGGUAGCGGUGGGUUAGGAAAAAUGGGUCAAGCAAAUUUAGAGUGGAGAAAAAAUGAAGGAGAUAAAUUGAAAGGAUUCUUUGAUUCUACACGUGCUGUUGAAUCGCCAGAUGCAUGGAGACAUAACAACCACAGCGGAGGAGGAGGAGGAUCUUCCGGUGGAGCAACCAAAACGGUGGCAGAAAAUACAUGGCUCUUGAAGCAAAAUCAAUUAAAAGCAGAUAAGUAUACAUGUAUGAUGAGGAAGUUGAGAGGUAUACUUAACAAACUGACAUUCGAAAAAUUUGACCUCCUUUAUGAACAAAUAAUCCUAGUAGGAAUAACCAAAUUAGAAGAAAUCAUAGGUUUAAUGAAAUUAGUUUUCGAGAAGGCAGUAACUCAACAUCAUUUCGUACAGAUGUAUGUCCAACUGUGUAAAAAAUUGAAUGUCCAUUUUCAAAAUAUGAAAUUAGAAGAUGAUAGUGUUGUUCAAUUUAAAAAAAUUUUAAUUAAUCAAUGUCAAGAUUCUUUUGAAAAUAAUUUAAAACCAAUUGAAUAUCCAAGUCAUUUAACGAAUGAAGAGGAACGAUUUGAAUUUGAGCAGAUGCACAAAAAUAAGGUUAGAGGAAAUAUGCUAUUCGUUGGAGAGUUAGUUAAAUCUGGAAUCAUUUCUAUACCUAUUGUCUUUGUUUGUAUUAAGCAACUGUUGGAGAAAAGGGAGAGUUAUAUUUCUGCUAAAAAUGAUACCAAUGAAGGAAACCUACAUUUGGAAGCUCUAUGCAUGUUUCUUAACACCGUGGGGGAAAUUCUUGAUACACAUGAAAAGGCCAACCAGGAAAAGGUAAAGGAAUUGUAUAAUACUCUGCACGCUUUGAUAAAUGAUGAGAGUAUUACCUUCCGUGUCAGAUGUCUUAUCAAAGAUGUUAUUGAUAACAGAAAUGAGAAAUGGAAUAAAAAAUUUGCUCAUAAGUUGGAGGGACCUACCACUCUUAGUGUAUUGCAUGAUAAAAUACUAAAAGAAUCUAUUGACCAAAGUAGCAGAAGUUUUAAUAGCAGCAGCAAUAACAUGGGUAAUUAUCACGACAGCAAGAUGAACAGUGCCCUCAGUAAUAUGAGGAAUAAUCUCCUUCGCAACGUCAAUUUUAAUAUGAAUAGUAGCAACAGUGGUGGGGGUAGUAACGUCGGAGGUGGUGGACUUGGUGGUAACAGCAACAGCAGCAAUGCCAAUUCGGGCUUUGGCAUGAUGAAUAUGAGGAACCUCGGUGGGGGAAUGAAAAAUAUGGACGCAAAUAAAAAUAUGAAGAAGCUGUCCCUAAAUUUGAUGAAGGCCAAAAAUGCCAGUGCGUCAAAAAUGAUGGGCGACGAUAUGGUCAAAGGCGUAGGCGGAAUAGGCGGUGCAGGAGUAGGCGGAAUGGGCGGCGCUGGAGCAGGCGGAAUGGGCGGCGCUGGUGGGGCAGGGCAGGACGGAGCCAAUGCCGGUGGCAGCUUCUUCGAUAUGAUGUCAAAGAAUCACUUCGCCUUCAAGAAUAGCCACCAGGCCUUUAUGAAUAACGAAAGUGGUAAUAGCGGUAACGCGGCGAGUGGCGCGGGUAACAGCGGCACGAACAGUGGCAGCAGUGGAGGCGCCUUCUUUAGCAGCCUGAAUUCAAGGUUCCCCGCAAAGGAGAAGAGCGCCAACAGUGGCAGCGCCAAUGAGGGCAAGUUCUUCAUGCGAAACUUUAACUUGAAGAAGAGCGGCGCGGGAGGCAGUGCAGUUGGAGGUGCCGCUAUUGGAGGUGCUGCUAUUGGAGGUGGCACCGUUGGCGGCGCUGCGAAUGAUGCGACGGGCAAAACUGAAGAGCAUCCCAAUGACGCCUCCACCGCCGCGAUCGCCUCCACCGCCGCGAUCGCCUCCACCGCCGCAGAACCCCUGAGUGCAGGCGGAAGGGGCUCCCCGAAUGACGGCGCGGAAAAGAGCGGCCAAACGGCGGGAACACCCAACGCAGGGGCAAACGGGGCAAACGGUGCAAACGGUGCGAACGGUGCGAACGGUGCGAACGGUGCGAACGAUGACUACGCCUUCAAGGAGGAGUACCUCCCCAAGGUGAACGAAAUACUGGAGCUAUCCACCAUCACAGGAUCAGACGAAUGGGAAACCCUGACCAAAAAAAUCGAAAAUUUGAAUAUCCCCCCGAAAUUUAAUGAGAAACUACAAGCGCAUAUUUUAAAGCUUACCCUUAAGAAAUACGCCUGCAACAAAAACGUGGAAAAAAGUGCCGAUUAUUUUGACUGGCUCAUCUCGAUUGUCCUGUUGAAUAAAAUCGAUUUGGAAUCAUUUAAGCCUUGUUGGAAGGCCUUCAUGCUGGAGAAUGACGAAAACAGCUAUGAGUGCACCAAGGAGGACUACCCCCUCCUGCCUUUCCUCGCGAAGAAUUUCAUCAAGUCGAUUGAAUUGCAUGACACGAAUCAUCUACUCUACGAUGCGGCCACCAUCGACCAAAUGAAGAGCGUCAUUUGA
Plasmodium cynomolgi strain B is the source of this 11946-nucleotide messenger RNA. RefSeq names its product eukaryotic initiation factor. Gene Ontology annotation, cellular component: eukaryotic translation initiation factor 4F complex. The record is from RefSeq and is a predicted model, not a curated record. Bases 1 to 11946 code for a protein of 3981 amino acids. Lineage: Eukaryota; Apicomplexa; Aconoidasida; Haemosporida; Plasmodiidae. Gene Ontology annotation, molecular function: translation initiation factor activity; mRNA binding; protein binding. The transcript is spliced from 2 exons.